This is a messenger RNA of Panthera uncia (snow leopard), 7152 nucleotides long. RefSeq names its product golgi brefeldin A resistant guanine nucleotide exchange factor 1 (gene GBF1). The transcript is spliced from 33 exons. The coding region runs from base 1632 to 6575 and encodes 1647 amino acids. The record is from RefSeq and is a predicted model, not a curated record. Gene Ontology annotation, biological process: regulation of ARF protein signal transduction. Gene Ontology annotation, molecular function: guanyl-nucleotide exchange factor activity. NCBI's taxonomy places the organism in Eukaryota, Metazoa, Chordata, Mammalia, Carnivora, Felidae.
CCUUUUUAUUUAUUUAAAUGUUUAUUUUUUUAAUAUGUAACAUCUGGGUCACAUUUCCAUUGUGCAGAGCACAACUUACCCCUACCUAAUAACACAGCACGGUUUUGGAAGAGUUGCAUGUGUUUGUAGCUUUGCAGUGUUGGGAAUUUCCCUGGGGGCAUCUGGUUGCAUGGAGGCAGAAGGAAGCUUUGAACUGGUGACAUAUCAUGUAGUGAGCCUGGAUAGAGAGCUUGGGUCCUGCUGACAUCUUGCGGGGAUGUUAAUAUCUACCAAUUUGGGGGAACUGUGAGGGACCUCUGAGCAAGCCCCUUCCCUCUUCUACCCUUUGCCUGUCUCAGAGCUGGCAUAUGGAGCUUAAGCACAGUCUUUGGCUCUAUUUAGAUACCUGAACUGGGUUUGGAGGGAAAGGAUAGUCCCAUCUAGUUGGGGUCUUUUAUUUUUCGUAGUUAGUGUUAAAGCGUUCCUUCAUUCCCAGGUUUAGGACUCUAAGUGGAGGGGAAGGAGCUGGAUAGCUCAAGAUGGGUUCUGCAGAGAUGCUCUCUGUCCCUUAAAAGUUGAGAUGUAGAGGAGUUUAGGGGAGAGGUCCAAGUUAAAGAUUACCCCUAACCCCAUAUCCCUGCUUUAGGAAGAAGAGGGAGAGAAGGAGGUAUGGGCUGUCUAUGUUUAGGCUGUCACAUGAGUGGCAUUCUGGAGGUGUGAUUGUGGAAAUCCAGGUCAUUGAAGAUUAAAAGAACUGUGUAUGUGUGUGUACACCUAGGUCCCUAGGCCUGCAUUCUUUUUGCACAGUGUCCAUUUUCAUUUAUGUGCUUGACUCAUCUCAAGUUGCAGCUCUCUCUUCAGUGGCUACCCUGCCUUUUGCCAUGAUUAUUAACCUAAGACCUGCCCUUUCUUUGUAAAGCUUAUACUGCCCUUUGGAAAUACAAAGUUAUAUGGAUUAGGUGUUGGAGGGUUCCAUGAACAGGGAGCAUAACUACUUUGUCAGGGCUGAGGCAUUUGUGAGAAUUGGAGCUUCUCAUCCCCUACUCCAGCCAGGAGGCAGAGAAUACUAAUUGAAAUGAUCAGGUUGGAGCUAGUUUUGCAGAGAUUAAAGAAGGAAACAGACAGGACUAAUCCUGGUGUCAGAAGGAAUCUCAUUGAGUGACUGGUUUCUCGGUGGAAGUAGGACCACCUGGAGUCACUAAAAUUGGGAAUCCGCCUAGAGAGAAAAGAUAUCUCACAAAAGUGGAUCCAGAUGUUAGUAUUUUUGGACCUCAGUGACAAUUGCCAAUAAAGCUAGGAGGUUCUUGUUUUCCCUCAUUAAUCUCUUGAGCUUCUUGACUGUCUGUAUGUUUGGCUGACUCUUACUCCCAUAGGUUUUUUUUUUUGUUUUUUUCGUUUGUUUUUUUGUUUUUUUUUUUACCAUGAACUUUCUUCAGAUGAGCUUCAGUGGUUACUAGAGAGAGCAUUCUAGUUCCUGUUUAACCACAGUGCUCAGAACACUUGAAGUUCCAUUCUAGGUAUAUGACUGUAGGCAUUCUGGCGAUGGUGGCAUAGUAUAAAUCCAGUGUGAGGUUGUUGCCACAUUAGUAAGAGCUGGGUGUGAGGCUCAACUUUUGGACCUCUCUCCUUUCUGGGUGGAGCUUUUGCUGAAAAUGAGAGCAGGAGGCAUGAGUGAUUCAUCCAAGUGGAAGAAACAGAAGAGAUCCCCCCGGCCUCUGCGCCAUAUGACCAAAGUCACACCGGGUUCAGAGCUGCCCACCCCCAACGGAACUACCUUAUCCUCUAACCUCACUGGGGGAAUGCCCUUCAUUGAUGUGCCCACUCCCAUCUCUUCUGCAAGUUCAGAAGCUGCCUCAGCAGUGGUCAGCCCCUCUACAGACAGUGGCCUGGAGUUCUCCUCCCAGACCACCUCCAAGGAAGACCUCACUGACCUGGAACAACCUGGCUCUCCAGGGUAUAGCACAGCUACAGAGCCUGGCAGCAGCGAGCUGGGGAUUCCUGAGCAGCCUGAUCCCCAGCAGGAAGGGAUUCAUGUGGAAAAGGCCCAGUCAGCAUCCGUGGAAUCCAUCCCCGAAGUGUUAGAGGAGUGCACAUCCCCUGCUGACCACUCUGAUUCUGCUUCUGUUCAUGACAUGGAUUACGUCAAUCCCCGGGGUGUACGCUUUACACAGUCCUCCCAGAAGGAAGGUACAGCAUUGGUCCCCUAUGGUCUUCCCUGCAUCCGCGAACUCUUCCGCUUCCUCAUCUCCCUCACCAAUCCACACGACCGCCAUAAUUCAGAGGUUAUGAUCCACAUGGGAUUGCAUUUGCUGACAGUGGCUCUUGAAUCAGCCCCUGUAGCCCAGUGCCAAACCCUGUUGGGCCUCAUCAAGGAUGAGAUGUGCCGCCACUUACUCCAGCUACUCAGUGUAGAGCGACUAAACCUUUAUGCUGCUUCCCUGCGGGUAUGCUUCCUACUGUUUGAGAGCAUGAGGGAGCACCUCAAGUUCCAAUUGGAGAUGUACAUCAAAAAGCUUAUGGAAAUCAUCACUGUGGAGAACCCCAAGAUGCCUUACGAGAUGAAGGAGAUGGCACUGGAGGCCAUUGUGCAGCUCUGGCACAUCCCCAGCUUUGUCACUGAGCUCUAUAUCAACUAUGAUUGUGACUAUUACUGUUCCAACCUCUUUGAAGACCUCACCAAGCUGCUGUCCAAGAAUGCCUUCCCUGUGUCUGGUCAGCUCUACACAACACACCUCCUCUCUCUUGAUGCCCUGUUAACAGUGAUUGAUAGCACUGAGGCCCAUUGCCAGGCCAAAGUCCUCAACAGUCUUACCCAACAAGAGAAGAAAGAAGCAGCUAGACCUGGCUAUGAGACAGUAGAUGGCAUCCGAGAAGCCAGCAAUACUGAGAGAGCAGCCAACGACAGGAAACCUGUAGGCAUAGCCCCAGAUGUCCCAGGCCUACAUUUACCAGGUGGAGGGCGGCUGCCAGCAGAACACGGGAAGCCAGGAUGCAGUGAUCUGGAGGAAGCUGGUGACUCUGGGGCUGACAAAAAGUUUACCCGGAAGCCACCUCGAUUUUCCUGUCUCCUGCCAGAUCCACGGGAACUGAUUGAAAUUAAAAACAAAAAGAAGCUGCUAAUCACGGGCACAGAACAGUUCAAUCAGAAACCAAAGAAGGGGAUCCAGUUUCUGCAAGAAAAAGGCCUCCUCACCAUCCCAAUGGACAACACAGAAGUAGCCCAGUGGCUCCGAGAGAACCCUCGGCUGGACAAGAAAAUGAUUGGAGAGUUUGUGAGUGACCGCAAAAACAUUGACCUGUUGGAGAGCUUUGUAAGCACCUUCAGCUUUCAGGGUCUGCGGCUGGAUGAAGCUCUUCGUCUCUACUUGGAAGCCUUCCGCUUACCUGGGGAAGCACCAGUCAUCCAGAGGUUGCUGGAGGCAUUCACAGAGCAUUGGAGGAAUUGUAAUGGCUCCCCAUUUGCCAAUAGCGAUGCCUGCUUUGCCCUGGCCUAUGCUGUCAUCAUGCUUAAUACUGACCAGCACAACCACAAUGUUCGCAAACAGAAUGCACCCAUGACUCUAGAGGAGUUUCGCAAAAACCUAAAAGGUGUGAACGGAGGCAAGGACUUUGAGCAAGACAUUCUGGAGGACAUGUAUCAUGCCAUCAAGAAUGAGGAAAUUGUGAUGCCUGAAGAGCAGACAGGCUUGGUUCGGGAGAACUAUGUGUGGAAUGUGCUGCUUCAUCGAGGUGCCACCCCAGAAGGCAUAUUCUUGCAUGUGCCUGCUGGCAGCUAUGAUCUUGACCUCUUCACCAUGACCUGGGGCCCCACUAUUGCUGCUCUCUCUUACGUCUUUGACAAAAGCCUUGAGGAAACAAUCAUCCAGAAAGCCAUCUCGGGCUUCAGGAAGUGCGCCAUGAUCUCCGCCCACUAUGGCCUCAGCGAUGUAUUUGACAAUCUCAUCAUAUCUCUGUGCAAAUUCACAGCUCUCAGCAGUGAGUCUAUUGAGAACCUGCCUAGUGUGUUUGGAAGCAACCCCAAAGCCCAUAUUGCAGCUAAGACGGUAUUCCAUUUAGCCCAUCGUCACGGUGACAUCCUGCGGGAGGGCUGGAAGAAUAUCAUGGAGGCCAUGCUGCAGCUCUUCCGGGCCCAACUGCUACCCAAAGCUAUGGUGGAGGUAGAAGAUUUCGUGGAUCCCAAUGGCAAGAUCUCUCUACAGAGGGAGGAGACACCAUCAAAUCGAGGAGAGUCAACAGUGCUAAGCUUUGUGAGCUGGCUGACACUAAGUGGUACUGAACAGUCUAGUGUGCGAGGCCCAUCCACUGAGAACCAAGAGGCCAAAAGAGCAGCCUUAGACUGUAUCAAGCAAUGUGACCCAGAAAAAAUGAUCACAGAAAGCAAGUUUCUUCAGCUGGAGUCACUGCAGGAGCUCAUGAAGGCUCUAGUCUCAGUGACACCAGAUGAAGAGACAUAUGAUGAGGAGGAUGCUGCUUUCUGCCUGGAGAUGCUGCUGAGGAUUGUGCUGGAGAACAGGGACCGUGUGGGUUGUGUGUGGCAGACUGUUCGAGACCAUCUGUAUCACCUAUGUGUCCAGGCACAGGAUUUCUGCUUCCUUGUGGAGCGGGCAGUGGUGGGGCUGCUGCGCUUGGCCAUUCGACUGCUCCGCAGAGAAGAGAUCAGUGGCCAGGUGCUGCUCUCCCUGCGCAUUUUGCUACUAAUGAAGCCCAGCGUGCUGUCCCGAGUCAGUCACCAGGUAGCCUAUGGGCUCCAUGAACUCCUUAAGACCAACGCAGCCAACAUCCACUCAGGUGAUGACUGGGCCACCCUCUUCACGCUACUGGAAUGCAUUGGCUCAGGCGUAAAACCUCCAGCUGCACUGCAGGCCACAGCCAGGGCUGAUGCACCUGAUGCUGGGGCCCAAUCAGACAGCGAACUCCCAUCCUACCAUCAGAAUGAUGUGAGCCUGGACCGAGGAUACACUUCUGACUCAGAGGUCUAUGCUGACCAUUGUAGGCCUGGCAAGAUCCACCGAUCAGCCACAGAUGCUGAUGUGGUCAACAGCGGUUGGUUAGUGGUGGGGAAGGAUGACAUCGAUAACUCCAAGCCAGGUCCUGGGCCCAGCCGGCUAGGCCCUUCACCCCUGGUCAAUCAGUACAGCCUAACAGUGGGGCUGGACCUCGGGCCACAUGACACUAAGUCCCUGCUUAAAUGUGUGGAAUCUCUGUCGUUCAUUGUGCGUGAUGCUGCCCACAUUACACCUGACAACUUUGAGCUCUGCGUCAAGACUCUCCGCAUCUUUGUGGAGGCCAGUCUGAAUGGCGGGUGCAAGUCCCAGGAGAAACGUGGCAAGAGUCACAAAUAUGACAGCAAAGGAAACCGCUUCAAGAAGAAAUCCAAGGAAGGCUCAGUGCUUCGGCGGCCUCGAACCUCCAGCCAACAUGCCACUAGAGGUGGGCAUAGUGACGAUGAUGAGGAUGAAGGCGUGCCUGCCAGCUACCAUACGGUGUCUUUACAGGUCAGUCAGGACUUGUUAGACCUGAUGCACACCCUACACACGAGAGCGGCCUCUAUCUACAGCUCGUGGGCGGAGGAGCAGCGCCACCUGGAGACAGGUGGUCGGAAGAUCGAAGCAGAUUCACGCACCCUCUGGGCCCACUGUUGGUGCCCUUUACUGCAGGGCAUCGCCUGCCUGUGCUGUGAUGCCCGGCGCCAGGUGCGGAUGCAGGCACUGACCUAUCUGCAGCGAGCACUACUGGUACAUGAUCUGCAAAAGUUAGAUGCCCUGGAGUGGGAGUCCUGUUUUAACAAGGUGCUGUUUCCUCUACUGACCAAACUCUUGGAGAACAUCAGCCCUGCAGAUGUGGGUGGGAUGGAGGAGACUCGAAUGAGGGCUUCCACACUGCUCUCUAAGGUCUUCUUGCAGCACCUGUCUCCGCUGCUGUCACUCUCUACCUUUGCGGCCCUCUGGCUGACCAUCCUGGACUUCAUGGACAAGUAUAUGCAUGCAGGCUCCAGUGACUUACUGUCAGAGGCCAUCCCUGAGUCUCUGAAGAACAUGCUCCUGGUGAUGGACACAGCAGAGAUUUUCCACAACGCAGAUGCCCGAGGAGGCAGCCCCUCAGCCCUCUGGGAGAUUACCUGGGAGCGCAUUGACUGUUUUCUGCCCCACCUACGAGAUGAGCUCUUCAAGCAGACUGUCAUCCAGGACCCCAUGCCCAUGGAGCCACAUGCCCAAAAACCUAUGGCCUCAGCCCACAUGGCUCCUGCUGCUGGGGACACAAGGACACCUGGCCAUCCACCUCCUCCAGAGAUGCCUUCUGAGCUGGGGGUCUGUGACUUUGAGAAGCCUGAGGGCCCUCGGCCUGCCAACAGCAGCUCCCCUGGAUCACCAGUGGCGUCUAGCCCCAGCAGACUGAGCCCUACUCCAGAUGGGCCUCCUCCCCUGGCUCAGCCCCCACUGAUCCUGCAGCCCUUGGCCUCCCCACUGCAGGUGGGUGUACCACCCAUGACUCUGCCCAUCAUCCUCAACCCUGCUCUCAUUGAGGCCACUUCACCAGUGCCCCUCCUGGCUACACCCCGCCCCACAGACCCCAUGCCCACCUCUGAGGUCAACUAAGGCAGGCUCCUCAGAGAUCAGGACCAGUACUUCCUAUCAGGCUGUCCUCGGCCACCCUCCCACCUGUCCCAAGGGCCACAAACUUCUCAGGCCCAGCCUGAGCUGCUGUCGCUGCUACUUGGAUGGGGACCUGAAAAAGAAUUUUUAUAGCCCCUCCUGGAAUCCACAAUCAGGCUGAGGAACCUUUUUCCUUUGCUCUCCAUUCCUGGGGUUCUAACCUGAGAGCGCACUCAGGUAUUGCCUGCAGCCUGGCAGCCCUGGGGAGGCAUCUCUAUGCCAGCCUGCAGUGCCUGCCCUCCUGCCCCUCCUGCCCUGUGGUCAGGCAUUGAUAGCCAAGCCAACCAUUCUGCACUUUGUGUCCUUCUCCCAUCUCCAUUCCCAUCAGCCCUGGGCCACCUCCUCCAGUUCUUCCUCUUUUAUUAAUUAGUUGGUCGGUUUGGAGAGUUGAUUGGCACCAUGGAGGGUUGGCAGGUGGGGCUGGACAGAGGGACUGCUACCCACAGGAGCAUGUACAUAUGGAAAAACAGGACAACAAUGGACUUUUUAUGAUGUAAUAAAUGUCUUAGUACCAAUGUCA